This is a messenger RNA of Entrophospora sp. SA101, 450 nucleotides long. The record is from the annotation of a GenBank genome assembly. Lineage: Eukaryota; Fungi; Glomeromycota; Glomeromycetes; Entrophosporales; Entrophosporaceae.
AAUGAACCUGUUCCAGAAACGGUUGCGCAAUUGGCCCAAGAAGUUUAUAAUAAUGAUAUUUUACACUUAUUAGUAUUAAAUAUUUGGAGAUUUGAAUUUGAGGCAAAGAAAGAUGUGUCACAAGUUUUUAAUAAUCUUUUAAAAAGACAAAUUGGUUCUUUAACACCAACUGUUGAUUAUUUAAGAAAUCGAGAAGACAUACUUUUUGUUCUACUUAAAGGAUAUGAAAAUCCAGAAAUAGCUCUUAAUUGUGGAAUGAUUCUUCGAGAAUGUCUCCGACAUGAGUCCUUAACAAAAAUUAUUUUAUAUUCUCCACAAUUUUAUAAUUUCUUUGAGUAUAUAGAAACAAGUACUUUUGAUAUCGCAAGUGAUGCAUUUGCUACAUUCAAGGGAAUAUUAACACAACAUAAACCAUUAGUUGCUGAAUUUUUGGACGCAAAUUAUGAUCAG